UAGACAGACAGUUUCACAUUUAUUGAAUCCUGUAGAGAUUAAAGAGAUGAUCAGGUACCUUUUCCUAAUGAAUCGCCAGGGCCGUCUCCGGCUGGCGAAGUGGUAUAUCACAGCUUCUCGGAAAGAAAGGGCUGCUAUACUUCGCGACGUCACCCAGGCUGCAUUGGGACGCUCACUUCGAAUGUCGAACGUUGCUGAGGUACAUGGGAACAAAUUUAUUUGUCGUCGAUACGCCUCACUGUACUUUAUCGCGGGUGUGGACCAUGGUGAUAAUGAACUGAUUACGCUCGAGAUAAUACACCACUUUGUCGAAGUACUUGAUAGAUAUUUUGAGAAUGUUUGCGAAUUGGACUUGAUUUACAACUUCCAUCGUUCUUUUUUUUUGCUUGACGAGGUGAUCCUAGCUGGGGAGCUACAAGAGAGUAGUAAGCGAAGUAUCCUCAAGUACAUCCACACGCAUGACACAGUUGCAGACGAGAGUGAGGAGGGACACAUAAGCACCUCAGUCGGCGCCCAAAUUGCGCAUAUAUUUAGAAAUCUUUAGUUGACAAUAUCGGGAUUUCCUCGUCUCAUUAAUUUAUGCAAGCUUACAUUGAUGUUAUGCAAGGAUGUCGGCGGUACGACAGAUAGCAAAUUUGACAUGCUGAUCAUUUUCUUUUUCAUUGUUUCUUUUUUUUCCUCACCAUGGUCUUUUUUACU
Molecule: messenger RNA, 699 nt
Organism: Phytomonas sp. EM1
Lineage: Eukaryota; Euglenozoa; Kinetoplastea; Trypanosomatida; Trypanosomatidae
Source: the annotation of a GenBank genome assembly